Penicillium daleae is the source of this 1563-nucleotide messenger RNA. RefSeq lists its product as uncharacterized. The coding region runs from base 1 to 1563 and encodes 520 amino acids. The record is from RefSeq and is a predicted model, not a curated record. The transcript has 3 exons. Lineage: Eukaryota; Fungi; Ascomycota; Eurotiomycetes; Eurotiales; Aspergillaceae.
AUGGUCGACCCGGUAUCUAUUGUUACCUUAGUGGAGUUGUGCUUGAAAAUAGGGAAGAAGCUAUGGGACCUUUGUUCCUCAUUCAGGAAUGCCAGGGGCGAUAUCGCCAAGCAGAUUCUUCGAGUGAAGAACUACUGGAUGCGUGCGAAUUUGCAACUUGAAACGGUCAAAAAAAUGGCCUAUGAGUUACAAGAGGACCAUCGAAAGAUCAUCUACGAGACUAUCGAUAUGCUGAAUAGCAAGCUGACAACUGCGGAGAUGAAUAUCGAGUCUACUAUGAAGAAGAAAGAGUGUGAUGGCGACGAGGCAGAAGUGAGUCACUUCAGAUAUAUGCUGGCUCGCCAAAGUAUCGACAAGUCAGUCGAUGAGCUUGAGCGAUGGCAGAAGAUGUUUGAUCCGUCUUGGUACUUGGCCAUCAGUCGGGCAGGGUCUCGAGUGGAAACAGAGUUAUUAGAAUGGAAGAUAUCCCCGAUUCAAGAUUGUCAAGUCGCCAUCUCCUCGGCUGAAUCAUUGAGAUCGGCGUUGAGGAUUGCGUCAAAUGCAGAGGUGACCAAGGAGAAAGUUCUUCUUCCAGAAGCAUUUCUCGAGAGUCUUGGUGCACAGGAUAUACCUCUUUCUUCGGCUCAGCUCGGCACGCGAGAUGAUAAAGGCCAGCUGCUUAUUCUGGAGAAAGUUCAGCCGUUGUCUGGACUCAAUGCGACCGAUCUAGACAAGAAUUGUCGGGAUUUGGCCCGGAGACUUAUCCGGUCCAAUGCUCUUGAAUUCGGGUUGCUGAGUUGCAAGGGAUAUAUGAAACACCGACAUCAGCAUUCAACUCGUGCCGAUGGUGAUGCGUUCACACUUUUAUUCCGGGUCCCUAGUGGAUUCUCCGAGCCUCGCACUCUUCGGAGUCGGCUCAUGGACUUGAAGCCCACAGACUCGCUAUCGGACCGGUUCAAGUUAGCGAAUGAACUGGCCAGAGCUGUCAGCUGCGUGCAUGCAUUCGAAUUCGUUCACAAGAACAUACGGCCCGAAACUAUUUUGCUCCUGAAGAAUACUGAGACUUCAUCCGAGUCAGCCUUUCUCAUCGGAUUCGAUAGUUUCCGAAUGGCAACGGGCAAAACUUUGCGAAAAGGCGAACUCGCCUGGGAGCGAUGUUUGUAUCAACAUCCCAAUCGGAUUGGAUCGCUUGCCGCUGAAGAUUUCAUCAUGCAACACGAUAUCUACAGUCUCGGUGUGUGCUUGCUGGAAAUUGGUCUUUGGGAGCCUCUUGUUACAUACGAGGAUAAGAACAUGGCCCUUCCUAGGAACGGCACUCAUCCGCCAGCCUUCCGGGCCUCGUUCUUGGAGGAAGGACAUGAUUCUUAUUUCUUCAAAGAUCAGCUCCUGGACUUGGCACGAGGCGAGCUGCAGCGGCGGAUGGGUACACGGUACUCGGAAGUUGUUGUCACCUGUUUGACUUGCCUGGAUCCAGAGAAUGAGGAUUUUGGCGACGAGGCGGAAUUUCAAGACGAAGAUGGUAUCGAGGUUGGUGUGAGGUAUAUCGAAAAGGUCACGAUGCGCCUGAACAGUGUUUGUGUCUGA